GGACAGGCGUCGUGACCCAAGUUGUCCCACGUUUUAUGGCCUUUGUUCCGGAAAGCCGAGAAGAGUACAAUUGCAGCCUUUGGAGCAUACCUUAAGCAUGGAUCAGACGCUUUUAGUUUACUAUCUCAAACUGGCUACAAAGAAAUAAAAAUCAUUCAGAGCCAAUGCAGAUACCCUGAACGAGAUUUAUGAGCGUCUCUUUCAAGGAAAGGUCAUCCAAGUGGAACUCGAGAGCAAGAUGAACAAUGAUUCUGAACUUGGCUAUGACAGAGAGCAGAUUCUUUGGGCAUAAGCUGGCAAAUAAUGACAGUGUAACACUACCAAGAUGCUUUGAAAAUUGAACCCACAGUACUCAUUUGAGUGGCUGGUCAGUUCAUAUCCCUUCAAGGUGGACGAAACAACACGUUAAAUUGAUGCCGUUAUGGGAUCGCUACAAGAGGAAACACAAAUUGGUGACAUGAGUGAGGACGAUGGAGAAGUGGACCAAGAACCCGAGAAAAGCUCGGAACCAUGGGUUUAUGGAUCAGGUGCGGAUACAUGGCAAGCCAAGGCAAAAUCCGGUUUGGAGAGAACCUCAAAACUGCACAACAGCCGAGAAAUGUCAGAUUUAUGCAUCUUGGCAUGUGACGAAAACUGGUGGUUUGGGGACACAGUCAAGGAUUUCACGGCCCACAAACUGUUACUUGGUGCGGCGAGUCCGGUGCUUUACCAAGUUCUGUACGAGCUGGACGAGGUGACCAAUCCUGAUCGACGGUUGGUUUUGGAACCAAGAUUACAAGUCACUUUAGCUUUGGUCCAAUGCUAUGAUUACGUGCGACUCGACAUAGACGGGAUCCCACCGAUUGCCAUGGAGGCACUGCUCAACUACAUUUACAAAGAUCAAUUCAACUCCUCGGAUUUCGAAAAUGGAUACAGUCGCAAUCUUUUGUGGAGAUUAUGGCACACAAGUAAGGCCUUUGAAAUGGACCACUUGACGACACUGUGUGCCCAAACCAUUCAUCAAACCAUGUGCGACGACACUGUUUUCUGGGACUUGAAUUAUGCUAUGCAGUACAAAGAAUUGGGCACAGAGGAAGUGAUGGAAAAAGUGAUCAAGAUGGUGGAUGAGAUGAAUGAAAAGGUAUUUGAGAAUCCAAACUUUGUUUGGUUGGACAAGGCGGCAAUUCACGAAGUGCUUCAGAGACGAAAGCCUGGGAAUUGUGAUGCCAUGGUUGUCUAUAAUAAUCUCCUCCGAUGGGUACUUUACCAAGUUGAUAGGACCGCUUGUGCCGAAGUGGGAGAUCAGCAAGGCAGUCAGAUCCCGAUUAUUCACCGAUUAGAGUGGAUUACCGAGUGCAAAAAAGGCUUCCAUGAUCAUGUUUCCAAAGCGGAUUUGGAGAAAUAUCUGCAUCGAGGUCUGGCCCAAAUGCAUUGGACCGAGUUGAGUCAAAAGGACUUUCUCGAAUUCGUCGUUCCAUAUCCUGUACUUGAAGAUGAAGAGCUCCUUCGACAAUCGAUCAUUUUAAUGGAAAUCGUGGUCCAGCAUCCGGAACGAUUGAACCGAUCUGCAUUUCAACUCGAAAGCAACAAUCGCAACAACAUUCCUGGUUGCGGGUCCAAAUCACAAAUGUCGAGCCCCUCAAUGGCCAGACGCUUGUCCAGGACCAAUUCACUUCGCAAAUCGAUCAAUGAUGUCAAACUAAGAAAACUUCCCUCAUCCUCAGGAUCUAGAUCUUCGUCUCGACCCACGAGUAUGAUAUCCUAAUAUCGGUCACAAAUAUACUGUACUAUUAAAUUCUAACAUUUUACGAUUGUUAAAUACAUACACGUGUAUUGCCACA
This is a messenger RNA of Tigriopus californicus, 1820 nucleotides long. RefSeq lists its product as uncharacterized. The coding region runs from base 422 to 1744 and encodes 440 amino acids. Gene Ontology annotation, molecular function: protein binding. Lineage: Eukaryota; Metazoa; Arthropoda; Copepoda; Harpacticoida; Harpacticidae. The record is from RefSeq and is a predicted model, not a curated record. The transcript is spliced from 6 exons.